AGGAGACUGUUGGUUUUGUGAAAUAGCUUUCAAUGUUGACUCUUUUGUUGCAUGUCUCUCUACCAGGUAUCUAGAAUUGGAUCCAAUGGAGGGACCAGAAGCAAUUCCCGCUGCCACGCAAAGGAAAGCGACCGGGAAUAAAAGUGGCAGGACGCCGUUUACAUCCACUAAAAUAUUAACGAAGAUCCCUAAAACGAGCUUCGGCUUUUCAGUCGUCUGGACGCACCCGCCUCGAGUCGAGAGGAUAGAAAAGGGAUCGCCUGCAGAGAAAGCCGGGAUGAUGCCGGGAGAUUAUAUCAUUUUCGUUGAUAAGCAUAACGUCGUCAUGAUGCCGGAAGUCGAUAUCUUGAAUCUCAUUAAGUCAUGUGGCAAUCAGUUAACUUUAGAAAUAUUUCGAAGACAUCCGUCCAAAAAUGGCCCAUCUCCUAAUUACCACCAAGCGAAUAAGUUUUCCGGAAGUACUAGCAAGUUACUUACUUCUUCGUCGGCAUUAACCUAUCAUCGACCGUCUACAGUGGGCUCCACCCAUACCACCAACCCUGCUUCCGUCGACUGCAACCGGAAGAGGUUGCAUUUACCCCAAGUCACGUUUAGUUCUGAGAAAACAAUAACGGAUCCGGAAGAAGCCCGAAGAAAAACCCUGUAUCAAAUAAUUAAUAAGGAACAAGCGUACGUAACGGAAUUACAAUUUGGAACCAACAGGUUUCUGUUUCCCUUAGCUGAAAGAAGAGACAUCCUCAGUCCAAUGGAGCAUAGAAUACUAUUUCAAAAUUUAGAAGAGAUUCUAAAAAUAAGUGAAGACAUUUUGGACAAUAUAGUCCAAGAAGACGGGGAACAAAGCAUCCAAAAUGUGCCGUUUGCAUUCUAUAGGAAAUUAGCAGAGUUCACUACGGCCUACAGGAAGUACUGCUCAGGAAUCAAGAAGGCCGAUUGUGUUUUGGCAGAUCGUACAAAAUAUGCAAACUCGGGAUUCGUACGAUUCCUACAAACGCCACUUAUUCCGAGAAAACGACCUGACAUCACGGCCUUUAUUCACAGACCUUUACAGCACUAUAGGGACAUUUUGAACUUGUUUAGUACGGCAUUAGGGUAUUCUAAUUCCAAACAUGACGAUUACAAUCAUCUAGUCAAAAUCGUCAAGGAAAUGCAAGUGACUUAUAGAAAUAUAACAAAAGAGGCUGGAUUUAUGGAACCAGGGGGUGAAGGGCGACUAUUACUUUCCGUUCAAGAUUUAGAAAAUCGCCUUGUUUUCACAAAGUGUAAGCCUUUUAUUUUAAAUAAGCCAGGAAGACAUUGGAUAUUUGGAGGAGAACUUUUCAGGGUAGAAGGGCGAAAUAUAAGACAAUAUUGGACUCUCCUUUUCACAGACAUACUUCUAUUUGCCAAGGUUUCAAGAGACAGAGUACUGUUUAUCACCGAAGAACCCCUUCCCUUAUCAUACAUAGCAGAAAUUAUAUUUACA
Molecule: messenger RNA, 1462 nt
Organism: Agrilus planipennis (emerald ash borer)
Lineage: Eukaryota; Metazoa; Arthropoda; Insecta; Coleoptera; Buprestidae
Product: intersectin-1-like
Exons: 6
Biological process (GO): signal transduction
Cellular component (GO): plasma membrane; nucleus
Molecular function (GO): guanyl-nucleotide exchange factor activity; protein binding
Source: RefSeq, a predicted model, not a curated record